Messenger RNA from Paramecium sonneborni, 483 nucleotides. The record is from the annotation of a GenBank genome assembly. NCBI's taxonomy places the organism in Eukaryota, Ciliophora, Oligohymenophorea, Peniculida, Parameciidae.
AUGGGAUAGAGUGCAAAUUGUAAUAAAUAAUAAACUGAUAGUCUAUCUGAAAUUUAUUCAGAACAGAUUAAUUUUGAGUACUUUGGUCCUCAUUAUGCCUCUUAAUAUGUAAUCAAAACUAAAUUCAUAAAUCAAUUUGAAGCUUGUAAUAAUAAAGUGUAAGAAUAAAGAAAAGCCUCACAAACAGUCUCUACAACCAAUCAUAUAGAUUAAGAUGUAGCUUUUAACUCAAUAUAAUCAAAUGAGAAAUAUUUAAUUAAUACAAAUUAAAUUAUCGAUUCUUCAUUUGAUUUAGACUCUAAUAAUGUGAACUCAUCAUUGGAUAAUUCAAUAAAUGCUCAUCGAAGCAUUCUUAAAAAAAAAGAUUAAAAAACAUCAAAACCACCAAAAAGCGUGAAGUUUAUAAAUACUGAUUAAAAAAAAUAAUUUAGUCUAACUCAACAAAAGUAAUUAGGCUAAUUACUAAAGAGAAAACGCAAUUGA